This is a messenger RNA of Lagopus muta (rock ptarmigan), 1413 nucleotides long. It is a transcript of the gene DOK2, whose product is annotated as docking protein 2. NCBI's taxonomy places the organism in Eukaryota, Metazoa, Chordata, Aves, Galliformes, Phasianidae. Gene Ontology annotation, cellular component: cytoplasm. The record is from RefSeq and is a predicted model, not a curated record. Bases 56 to 1405 code for a protein of 449 amino acids. Gene Ontology annotation, biological process: cell surface receptor protein tyrosine kinase signaling pathway; positive regulation of MAPK cascade. The transcript has 5 exons.
CUGGGGAACAGUGAGUGACAGAGGGGCAGCACAGACGGAUGCUCUGGGCUGCAGGAUGGAGGAGGCGGUGGUGAAGCAGGGCGUGCUGCACCUGCAGCUGCAGCAGACCUUCGGCAAGAAAUGGAAGAAGUAUUGGGGCGUUCUGUACCGCGAAACCCCCUGCUCCACCGCCCGCCUGGAGCUCUUUGAAAGCGCCGACAAACCGCGCAAGGGCGAAAGCAGCCGGCGCCUGGUGAAGCUGAGCGACUGCGUGCACGUGGCCGAGGCGGGCGGCGAGCCGGGCUGCCCCAAAGCCACGGCCCCGUUCCUGCUGGAGACCACCGAGAAACGCUACCUGAUGGCGGCCGAGGGCGGCGAGGCGGAGGGGUGGGUGAGGAGGCUGUGCCAGCUGGCGUUCCCGAGGAGCCAGGAGGAAGAGGCAGUGGGGAAGGACAGAGAGCUGAGCUCCGACAGCGAAUUCUCCAUGGCUGAAAAUUCCCUGUACAGCUCCCACAAAGGCGUGGAGCACGACUUCGAGGUGACGCUGAGGGCCACCGAGUCGUCAGAGCGCUGCCGCCUGCGGGGCCGCUUCGUGCUGCGGGCGGGCGAGGAAGCCUUGGAGCUGCGGGACGUGAAGAGCAGGGAUGUCCUUUACAGCUGGCCCUACCGCUUCCUGCGGCGCUUCGGGAGGGACAAGGUCACCUUCUCCUUCGAGGCCGGCCGGCGUUGCGCCUCCGGCGAAGGGAACUUUGAGUUUGAGACCAGACAAGGCAACGAGAUCUUCCAGGUGAUCGAAUCGGCCAUCGCCGUGCAACGGGAACGGGGCGGCCUUGGGGACGAGGGCACACGGCCGCGCCAACCGACCCAGCUCCCCGAGAGGGCUCAGGAGCACGAGGAGCACCGCGCUAAGAGCAUCUACACCGAACCCCGCGGCCCUCUGAUCCACAGCGCCCCGUCGGCCGGGCCCAAAGCUCCGGAGAAAGGUGUGAGGAAGGAUGCUGUGGAUGAAUUGGAGUACGCCGUUCCCUUCGAUACCAUCGCCAAGUCGCUGAUGGUUGGAAAAUUCGGGAGCAUCCUCCAGGACCCCGCCGAUGCUCCGGAUCCGCUGUAUGACAGCAUACAAGAGGCGAGCGGCCAUCCGCCGUUGCCUCGUCCCCGCGCCAAACCGGAGCACAUCUACGAUGAGCCUGAGGGUGUGUGCGCCCACACUGUCUACGAUGAGCCCCAGGAGGUGAAGGGCGAAGCGUGGAGGCUGCAGGCGGCCCCCGAGGAGCCUUUGGGGCACAAAUAUCCCUACAACCCACAGCGGGACGACUACGCCGUGCCCAAGAGAGCCGUCCCGCUGCGGCAGGGCAAGGAGUGGAUUGGGGACACCGAGUACGACAACGUGGUCUUUCAGUUGGCCAAGAAGAGGAACAAGCAGUGAGAGAGCGG